Molecule: messenger RNA, 6239 nt
Organism: Nipponia nippon (crested ibis)
Lineage: Eukaryota; Metazoa; Chordata; Aves; Pelecaniformes; Threskiornithidae
Source: RefSeq, a predicted model, not a curated record
AUGUUGAAGUUCAAAUGCGGCGCCCGAAAUCCGGUAGAGGCAGGACCGAUGGAGCCCAUCACCAGCCGAAUUUCUCGGCUAAAUCUUCUCUUUCAGGGGAAGCAAAUCUUUGUGACUCAACAGCAGAUGUCUCCUCUCUCCCGGGAAGGCAUCCUUGAUUCUUUAUUCGUUCUUUUUGAAGAAUGCAGAAACCCCGCUUUAAUGAAAAUUAAACACGUUGGCAACUUUGUCAAGAAGUAUGCAGAGACUAUAGCUGAAUUAAGGGAACUGCAACCCAGCGUGAAGGAUUUUGAAGUAAAGAGUGUGGUUGGCUGUGGUCACUUUGCAGAUGUAAAAGUAGUAAGAGAGAAAGUUACUGGUGACGUAUAUGCCAUGAAGGUGAUGAGCAAGGAGUCCUUGUUGGCGCAGGAGCAUGUGUCAUUUUUUGAGGAAGAACGCAGUAUAUUAUCUCAGAGCACCAGUCCAUGGAUUCCACAGUUACAAUAUGCAUUUCAAGACAGGAAAAAUCUCUACUUGGUGAUGGAGUAUCAGCCUGGAGGGGACUUACUGUCGCUCUUAAACCGAUAUGAGGACCAACUAGAUGAGAGUAUGGUGCAGUUUUAUCUUGCAGAGUUGGUUUUAGCCAUUCACAGUGUCCAUCAGAUGGGUUACGUACACCGAGAUAUCAAACCAGAGAAUGUUCUUAUUGACCGAACAGGACACGUUAAACUGGUGGACUUUGGGUCAGCUGCCAAAAUGACAGUGAACAAAACGGUAAACGCUAAGCUACCUGUUGGCACACCUGACUACAUGGCACCAGAAAUGCUGACGGGCUUGAAUGGGGAUGGCAAAGCUUCUUAUGGUCCAGAAUGUGACUGGUGGUCCCUAGGAGUCAUUGCGUAUGAAAUGAUUUAUGGAAGGUCUCCGUUUGCUGAGGGGACUUCAGCAAAAACUUUCAAUAACAUCAUGAACUUCCAGAGAUUUCUGAAGUUCCCAGAGGAUGUGAAAGUUAGUAGUGAAUUUCUUGAUCUGAUCCAGAGCCUGCUUUGUGGGCAGAAGGAAAGGCUGGGUUAUGAGGGACUCUGCUGCCAUCCAUUUUUUUCUAAAAUCGACUGGAAUAAUAUCCGUAACUCUCCUCCCCCCUUCGUUCCUACUCUCAAGUCUGAUGAUGACACCUCAAAUUUUGAUGAACCAGAGAAGAAUUCGCGGGUUUUAUCCUCUACGCGCCAGUUGAACCCAGCAGGCUUCUCGGGUGAAGAUUUGCCGUUUGUGGGGUUUUCAUUCAUCAAGACGUUAGCGACCCUCAGAUCAGAAUCUGUUUUUUCAAGUGUGGAUUCUCCAGCCAAAGUCAGCUCCAUGGAAAAGAAACUUCUUCUCAAGAGCAAAGAACUCCAGGACGCCCAGGACAAGUGUCACAAGAUGGAGCAGGAAAUGACGCGGUUGCACCGGAGAGUGUCAGAGGUGGAGGCUGUACUUAGCCAAAAGGAGGUGGAACUGAAAGCCUCUGAGACCCAGCGAUCCCUCCUGGAGCAGGACCUGGCCACCUAUAUCACAGAAUGCAGUAGCUUAAAGCGAAGCCUGGAGCAGGCACGGAUGGAGGUGUCUCAGGAAGAUGAUAAGGCACUACAGCUACUUCAUGAUAUCAGAGAGCAAAGCCGAAAACUGCAAGAGAUCAAAGAACAGGAAUAUCAAGCUCAAGUAGAAGAAAUGAGGUUGAUGAUGAAUCAAUUAGAAGAGGAUCUUAUUUCAGCUCGCAGGCGUAGUGAUCUUUAUGAAUCGGAGUUGAGAGAGUCCCGACUGGCAGCUGAAGAAUUCAAACGUAAAGCUACUGAAUGUCACAACAAAUUGCAAAAGGUUAAAGAUCAAGGAAAAAAUGAAGCAGGAGAGUUGUAUUCCAAAUUGGAGAAGUUGCAGGCCAAAAUCCAGGAGCUGCAGGAAAAGCUGACAAAGGCUGUGAAAGCUAGCUCAGAGGCAACUGAACUUCUUCAGAAUAUCCGUCAAGCAAAGGAGAGAGCUGAGAAGGAGUUAGAGAAACUGCAGAAUCGGGAAGAUUCUAAUGAAAGCAUGAAGAAGAAAUUGCUUGAAGCGGAGGAACGGCGCCAUUCUCUGGAGAAUCAGGUGAAGAGAUUAGAGACUGUGGAACGAAGAGAAAACCGACUAAAGGAAGAUAUUCAAACUAAAUCUCAACAGAUUCAACAGAUGGCAGAAAAAAUUCUGGAGCUGGAAGAAAAGCAUCGUGAGGCUCAGAUCGCAGCACAACAUCUGGAGUUGCAGCUGAAACAGAAGGAACAAUUCUAUGAGGAAAAACUCAAAGUGUUGGAAAAUCAGAUGAAGAAAGAUCUUGCAGAUAAGGAAGCACUUGAGAAUAUGCUCAGAAGACAUGAAGAAGAAGCACGUGAGAAAUGUAAAGUCCUGGCUGAACAGAAGGCGAUGAUCAAUGCAAUGGAUUCAAAGAUUAGGUCGCUGGAGCAGAGAAUAGUGGAAUUGUCUGAGGCCAAUAAACUGGCAGCAAAUAGCAGCCUCUUUACCCAGAGGAACAUGAAAGCCCAAGAGGAGAUGAUUUCAGAGCUCAGACAACAGAAGUUCUACUUGGAAACGCAAGCUGGAAAGUUAGAGGCCCAGAAUCGAAAAUUAGAAGAACAAUUGGAAAAGAUGAGUCACCAAGAUCACACUGACAAGAACCGCCUGCUGGAGCUAGAGACGAGGCUGCGAGAGGUUAGCCUAGAGCAUGAAGAACAAAAGCUGGAACUCAAAAGGCAGUUGACAGAAUUGCAGCUGACGCUCCAGGAGCGGGAAUCUCAAAUUACUGGGCUGCAGGCUGCACGGACAGCCCUGGAGAAUCAGCUCCGCGAAGCCAAAACUGAACUAGAGGAGACCACAGCUGAGGCAGAGGAAGAGAUUCAAGCUCUCACGGCACAUAGAGAUGAAAUCCAGCGUAAAUUUGAAGCCCUUCGUAAUAGCUGCACAGUGAUUACGGAUUUGGAAGAGCAGCUGAACCAGCUCAGUGAAGACAAUGCAGAACUGAACAAUCAGAAUUUCUUCCUGUCCAAACAACUCGAUGAGGCCUCAGGGGCCAAUGAUGAGGUUGUCCAGUUGCGAAGUGAAGUUGACCAUCUCCGUCGGGAGAUCACUGAGAGAGAGAUGCAGCUUACCAGUCAGAAACAAACUAUGGAGGCCUUGAAGACAACAUGUACAAUGCUGGAAGAGCAAGUAAUGGACUUGGAGGCCCUGAAUGAUGAACUCUUGGAGAAAGAGCGUCAGUGGGAAGCAUGGAGAAGUGUUCUAGGGGAUGAGAAGUCCCAGUUUGAAUGUCGAGUUAGAGAGUUGCAGAGGAUGCUGGAUACUGAGAAACAGAGCAGAGUGAGAGCAGAUCAGCGUAUUACUGAAUCUCGCCAGGUGGUAGAGCUAGCUGUCAAAGAACACAAGGCAGAGAUUCUAGCCCUCCAGCAAGCACUAAAGGAACAAAAGCUCAAAGCUGAGAGCCUUUCUGAUAAGCUCAAUGACCUGGAGAAGAAGCAUGCUAUGUUGGAGAUGAAUGCACGCAGUUUACAACAGAAGCUUGAGACAGAAAGGGAGCUCAAGCAGAGACUUCUGGAGGAGCAGGCAAAGCUGCAGCAGCAAAUGGAUCUACAAAAGAAUCACAUCUUCCGCCUCACUCAAGGCCUGCAAGAGGCUCUAGAUCGGGCAGAUCUUCUGAAGACUGAACGAAGUGACCUGGAAUAUCAGCUGGAAAACAUUCAGGUUCUCUAUUCCCACGAAAAAGUGAAAAUGGAGGGCACUAUUUCUCAGCAAACCAAACUCAUUGAUUUCCUGCAGGCAAAGAUGGACCAACCAGCGAAAAAGAAAAAGGGCCUGUUUAGUCGGCGGAAAGAGGACCCUUCUUUACCCACACAGGUUCCCCUGCAAUACAAUGAGCUGAAAGUGGCACUGGAGAAGGAGAAGGCUCGUUCUGCUGAGCUGGAGGAGGCUCUACAGAAAACACGCAUUGAACUCAGAUCUGCUCGUGAAGAAGCUGCUCAUCGGAAAAUAUCAGACCACCCUCAUCCAUCUACUCCAGCCACGGCCAGGCAGCAAAUCAUCAUGUCUGCCAUAGUCCGCUCACCAGAGCAUCAGCCUACGCCGAUCAGUUUGCUCGCUCCGCCCUCCAGUCGCAGGAAGGAAUCUUCCACGCCAGAGGAGUACAGCCGACGCCUGAAAGAGCGAAUGCAUCAUAAUAUCCCACAUCGGUUUAACGUGGGGCUAAAUAUGAGAGCAACAAAAUGUGCGGUGUGUCUGGAUACUGUGCACUUUGGACGGCAAGCAUCUAAAUGUCUCGAAUGCCAGGUGAUGUGUCACCCAAAAUGCUCAACUUGCUUGCCAGCGACUUGUGGACUGCCAGCAGAAUAUGCCACGCACUUCUCUGAAGCGUUCUGCCGGGAUAAAAUGAAUUCUCCCGGUCUGCAGCUGAAGGAGCCAAGCAGCAGUCUGCGUCUUGAAGGAUGGAUGAAAGUGCCAAGGAAUAAUAAACGUGGGCAGCAGGGCUGGGACAGGAAGUAUAUUGUCCUGGAGGGAACGAAAGUGCUCAUUUAUGAUGCAGAAGCAAGAGAAGCCGGACAGAGGCCUCUGGAGGAAUUUGAGCUCUGCCUUCCUGACGGUGAUGUGACCGUUCACGGAGCUGUAGGAGCUACUGAACUUACCAAUACAGCAAAGACAGAUGUGCCAUACAUCCUAAAAUUGGAGUCUCAUCCACACACCACUUGCUGGCCUGGUAGAACACUCUACCUGUUAGCACCCAGCUUCCCUGACAAACAGCGCUGGGUCACAGCACUGGAAUCAAUAGUGGCAGGUGGGAGAGUUUCCAGAGAAAAAGCUGAGGCUGAUGCUAAAUUGCUCGGAAACUCCCUGCUGAAGCUAGAGGGUGAAGACCGUUUGGACAUAAAUUGCACAAUGCCCUUCAGUGACCAGGUAGUACUGGUGGGUGCAGAAGAAGGUCUCUAUGCCCUGAAUGUCCUGAAGAAUUCCUUAACGCACAUCCCAGGAAUGGGUGCUGUCUUCCAAAUUCACCUCAUCAAGGAUCUGGAGAAGCUACUCAUGAUAGCAGGAGAAGAAAGGGCUCUGUGUCUUGUUGAUGUAAAGAAAGUGAAGCAAUCUCUCGCCCAGUCUCACCUCCCAGCCCAGCCCGAUAUCUCCCCAAAUGUCUUUGAGGCUGUCAAAGGAUGUCACCUCUUUGCUGCCGGCAAGGUUGAGAAUGGUCUUUGUAUCUGCGCAGCCAUGCCCAGUAAAGUGGUUGUUCUGCGAUACAACGAGAGCUUGAGCAAGUUCUGUAUCAGAAAGGAGAUCGAAACCUCUGAGCCUUGCAGCUGCAUCCAUUUGACCACUUACAGCAUCAUCAUAGGAACCAACAAGUUCUAUGAAAUCGAGAUGAAGCAGUACACCCUGGAGGAGUUUCUGGAUAAAAAUGACCACACGCUGGCCUCUGCUGUGUUCGCUGCUUCCACCAACAGUUUUCCCGUCAGUAUCAUCCAGGUGAACCCAACGGGGCAGAGGGAGGAGUAUCUGCUGUGUUUCCACGAGUUUGGGGUCUUUGUGGAUUCCUACGGAAGACGCAGUAGGACAGAUGACCUGAAAUGGAAUCGCUUGCCCUUAGCUUUUGCCUACAGGGAGCCCUAUCUGUUUGUCACCCACUUCAAUUCCCUCGAAGUGAUCGAGAUUCAGGCACGAGCUUCUCUAGGAACUCCUGCACGAGCCCACUUGGAGAUACCAAAUCCGCGGUAUCUAGGGCCUGCAAUUUCAUCUGGAGCUAUCUACUUGGCCUCCUCCUACCAAGACAAAUUAAGGGUGAUUUGCUGUAAGGGCAAUCUAGUGAAGGAGACCAACAACGAGCAGCACCACAGAGGAUCGUCUGCUACGCGCAGUAGCCCUAACAAGAGAGGUCCGCCCACAUACAACGAGCACAUAACCAAGCGGGUAGCGUCCAGCCCAGGACCACCAGAAGGUCCAAGCCACCCUCGAGAGCCAAGCACACCACACCGGUACCGCGAGGGAAGGACGGAGCUGCGGAGGGACAAGUCACCUGGGCGACCGCUGGAGAGGGAGAAGUCUCCAGGCCGGCUUCUGAGCACCCGCAGAGAGAGGUCCCCUGGGAGACUGUUCGAAGAGAGCAGCCGAGGCCGAAUGCCUGUGAGCGGUGCCAGAACUCCUCUUGCUCAAGUCAAUAAGGUCUGGGACCAGUCUUCAGUGUAAGUCUCAGCCAGACAAAGGUACUCAUCGUGACCCGCAGG